GUUGAAUCAUUAACUCGUACCAAAAGGAGUACAGUUGAUGAUCAGAACUGUGGGAAUAGCUUCCAAAUGCGGCAAAACAGGUUAAUAUUUUGUGCCCCCCGAAAUCAAGAUACUUUAAUCAUAAUUCCAUAUGCGGCUCUCACCAAUGAAGCUCAAGAGAAUGGGCAGAAUUGGGGAGAUAAAUAUGACUGGUAUGCAUCUAUAGGCUUUGGAUGGGAAUACCUCAUUGGUGAAACAGGUUAUGAUUGGUCCAAUUGGUCAUUAAAAGCAGCAAAAGAACAUAGAAAGAAGUUUAACUUAAGCAAAACGACCCAUAAUUUAAUAUUGACAUACAAGUCGAGUCACCCAAUGUGUUUGAUGGUGAGUUUGUGGGCAUAUACUGCGGGAAAAGAUCCCCACUUCCAAGUAGCAUUGUGUUAUGGGAACCGCGUUAAACCAGAAAUGCCAUUAAAAACUUCAAAGAAAGGUGGACACAUGUUAAUGGUUAACAAAAUAACUACUGAUGAUUGGUUCCUUGUAGUCACAGGAGUUUCAGGACAAAAUAACAAUUGGUUACUAUUGGUGGAACAAGCAGCAAAUGUAGCAAAAAAAGAUUGUGUGGUUUGCAUGGGUCCAAGGCCUUUGUUGCGAAUAGUUCCGGCACAAUUAUCACAAAAUUGUAUUAUUCCAUUAAUGAACGCUACUGUACCAACUAAGGGAUGUAAAUCAUGGGAUCGUAUAUAUCCCGUAACAGAAGCAGAUAAAAACAAACCGAUGUUUUCUACUCUAGUAGCACCAAAUAAUUUCACUUGUAUAAACAUGAUUAGUAAAGGCAAAAAAUUAGGACCACUGAAUGACACACAGUGUAAAGUAACCUUAAAAGUCGGACCAAAUUUUAUGCCAGUGUCACGGAGCGACAUCUGGUGGUGGUGCGGAGAUGAUAGACUGUUUGAUAGAUUACCUAAAGAUAUAUCUGGAUUGUGUGCUAUUGUCACUUUGAUAUUGCAUGUGUCAGUAUACCCUAUCCCUGUUCAAGAUUUAAUGAAAAGGGCACCAAUGUUUUUGUCUGAUCUAGAACAUAGACAAAAAAGAGAUUUGUCCUGGCAGGGGCAAAAUAAUCCGACGUACAUCGACGCCAUAGGUGUUCCUCGUGGGGUUCCAAAUCAAUACAAAUUGGCUGACCAAGUUGCAGGAGGAUUUGAGUCUUUCAUAUGCUGGUGGUGUACGAUUAAUAAAAAUGUUGAUAGGAUAAACUAUAUCCACUUCAAUGUACAGAGAUUAGGAAAUUGGACUCAGAGUGGGUUGGAAGCUGUGCAUGAGCAGCUCAAAGCUACCUCUUCAAGGACGUUCCAAAACCGCAUAGCUGUCGACACACUCCUCGCAAGAGAGGGAGGUGUUUGCGGUAUGUUUGGAGAACAAACAAUACUGCUUCAGAUGGCAGCUUGACCAGAGCCAUCGAUGGUCUACGGACCCUCAAUCAACACUCCUUGUGGGACAGCUGGAUGGACGUUUUUGCCAUAACCCCAUGGAGAACCGUAUGGAGAUGAUGUAUCCAUUACUGUUUGAUGAUAAAGAUAAUGAUGAUGA
Phycodurus eques (leafy seadragon) is the source of this 1566-nucleotide messenger RNA. RefSeq lists its product as uncharacterized. Lineage: Eukaryota; Metazoa; Chordata; Actinopteri; Syngnathiformes; Syngnathidae. The transcript is spliced from 2 exons. The coding region runs from base 67 to 1425 and encodes 452 amino acids. The record is from RefSeq and is a predicted model, not a curated record.